Messenger RNA from Acytostelium subglobosum LB1, 813 nucleotides. RefSeq lists its product as hypothetical. The annotation marks the transcript as partial. The record is from RefSeq and is a predicted model, not a curated record. The transcript has a single exon. Lineage: Eukaryota; Evosea; Eumycetozoa; Acytosteliales; Acytosteliaceae.
AUGAGUACAAGACAAAGAAUAAUACCUUUGGUUAAUGGUGAUAGUCCAAGAACAAGGACAACAACCGAAUCGAAGACAACUACUACUACGACAUCACCAACAAAUGUAUCACAUCAACAACAUCAACAAAAUAAUAAUAGACAUAGAAGAAAUGAACAUGACCAAAGUACAAUUAAGAAGACAAUGAAAUAUUUGUCACCUUUAAUUGUUGGAUUAAUAUUAUACACAUUGUAUGGUAAUAUGUUCCAACCAAUGCCUGCUCCACCAAUGCACACAUCCCCUCAUAUUGGUCCUCAGAUAUGGUCGAGAAUACAAAAUCUUUGGCAAUCCUAUAUUGAUCGCUCAACAAUUGCACAAUAUCAAGAGCCAGAGAUCAACCUUUAUACACCAGAUUCCUAUUAUGAGAGUGCAGUAAAGAGUUCACCAAACGUACAUCAUCCCCAUUCAGUCGACGAUCAUUUUGCUAGAAUAUACGCCAGUGGACCAAAGGAGGUAGAUAUGGCUUACAAGACUCAUGGAAUCAAUCCAUGGGACACCGAGAAGCCAAAGAAAGACUCCAUCUAUGAUAAGAUCGAUCAGUACCGCGAUUGGAUCAUCUCAAAGUUGUAUGGAUACAGUCUCGACCAUAGCGAGGCACUCACAAAGGAGUUGCAAGAGAAACGUCAACGAUUUGAGAAUGAGAAGGCUGCGGCAAUGGCCGAUUGGAAUGUAAAGUUCGACGCCGACCAGGUGGACCAGAUGAACAGAAUGCGUUACAAGGCCAGAGAGUCUAACAGAGAGGCCAUCGACCUGGAGUACAGAAGACAGCAUAAC